GCCGCGAUCCCCCCCCCUCCGUUUGCCCGGCCUCCCGCUUGCUUGCCCGGCUGCCGGCUGAGUCGGGGCGGCGGUGCGAUGGGGCGCAUCGAGUGGGCCAUGUGGGCGAACGAGCAGGCGCUGGCCGCCGGGCUGAUUUUAGUGACCGGUGGCAUCGUGGCGGUUGCAGGCCAAUUCAAAAUGUGGCCGAUUGCAGUUUAUGCAAUAGUUGCGGGCGUCUUCGUUUGCUUUCUGGAGUAUCCCCGAGGAAAAAGGAAAAAGGGAUCUACUCUGGAGAGAUGCGGCCAGAAGUAUUUCACAGCGGCUGUGAAGACUUGUGGACCCCUGACGAGGAAUUAUUAUGUCCGGGCCAUUCUCCACGCAUGUUUAGCCAUUCCUGCAGGAUAUUUGCUAGCCACCAUCCUUGGCACCGUUUGCCUGGCUAUAGCAAGUGGCAUCUACUUACUGGCUGCCGUGCGUGGCGAAGAGUGGCGGCCCAUUGAAACGAAGCCUCAAGAGCGCCCCCAAGUGGGAGGCACCAUUAAGCACCCCCCCAGCAACCCACCGCCCCGGCCCCCUGCAGAAGCCCGGAAGAAACAAACGGAGGAAGAGCCAACUGGCCAAGACAACCCUAUUGAAGUGGUUCCUUAGGAGUCUCCCCCAUCAGAUAGACUGCAGGCGGAGGAGGAGGCUCCACUUCUGCUUGACCAAGGCAUGGGAGACACACCCCGGGAUUGGAACUCGGGCCAGAUCUUUCCCAAACAGGAGGAUGUAGCUCUACCUGAACUCCUGCAAGCCCCUUGGGGGGGGGGCUUCUGUGGUCUUUCUCUUAGGCUUCCUCCCUUCGUCCCCCCCUGCUGACCCCCCCCCCCAUGAAUGUUUGAAAGAGGCAGGGCCUGCAUGCCAAUAAUUGCCAUGUCAUAAGUGAUACUGAGUUUAAGCCCGAAGGAUGAAAAAAUGGAAAUUAAUACACAAGGUUUUCUGCGGCUGGGUGUAAACUUGAAAAGAUAUAAAGAAAAGGUGUCAAAUUUGAAAUGCUAAAAUAAAAAGGGAUUGCAAAGCUUCCUGGAUCACAUCAGACUUGGCCACACCAGCAAAGUUCUUGGCUUCGUUUCUCCCCCUUAGAAGAUAUCAAAUUGCUCCUAUUUGGGGGUAAAGCACCCCCCCCUUGUGUCUCCCCCAUCCCUCUCCCCCAGGUCUUCUCUCUCUCCUCUUCCUUCCUCCCUGUCCAUCUUAUUUGGUCCCCCCAAGUUGUCCCACAAGAGUGCAGGACUUUUGCACUCCCCCCUUCUCCGGGGUCUUCCCAGCCACUCUAUGGCUUCUGCCCCCUUUCCCCAAAGUUUUUGCCCCAAACCCUUCGCUUCCCCUUGGCUUCUGCUCUUAAGUCCUUCCUGGCAUCUUUUUCUCCGUCUCGUUUCAGCGCUGAUCAAGUCUGCCUUUUCUCCUUUUCAAAGGGAAUCAGAAAGAACCUCUCUCUACAAAUCGUGUAUCGGGUUUUAGUGAAAUAUUCCCAGAGGCAUCAUUUUUAAUUGAAUGAAUUAAUCUUACCACCCCUUCCGUGUUUGCUCCUGUUUUACCUGGACGUAAAGGGCUUUAUUAAAUUCCUCAAUUUAACGUGUGAAGUCUAACUGCCCCCUUGCUUGUCUUAACCAGUUCAAUAAACCAGUUUUGAGGA
Messenger RNA from Thamnophis elegans (Western terrestrial garter snake), 1654 nucleotides. Its product is annotated as cytochrome b-245 light chain. Gene Ontology annotation, molecular function: heme binding. The coding region runs from base 79 to 630 and encodes 183 amino acids. The record is from RefSeq and is a predicted model, not a curated record. Gene Ontology annotation, biological process: superoxide anion generation. NCBI's taxonomy places the organism in Eukaryota, Metazoa, Chordata, Lepidosauria, Squamata, Natricidae. The transcript has 6 exons. Gene Ontology annotation, cellular component: NADPH oxidase complex.